UUUCAAAGUUAACUUUAUUACCCAUAAUACAUACUUCUAAAAGAAUGCCAGAAUAGCUGAAUUCAUACACUUCACAAAAAUUUAUUGAGUUCCUCUUCUUUGUAGGUGCACUAGGAGAAAUCACACAGUUCCCUACCUCAAGGCUCUCACAGCAAACAAAUCUAAAAAAAUGAUCAAACUGUAUACUUAACAUUUGUGUACUUUAGGUAAAUUAUACCUCAAUAAAAAUAUAAAUAAAACCAAUUUUGCUAUAUGCUAUGGGCUUUUAUAGGUCAAGAAAAUUGAUCUUUGGAUUCUCAUAACACAUUUUUUUAAACAGGUUACUUAUUUUAGAUAUUUAUUUUUCCCUGAGUAGAAUGGAUUAAUUACAAUUAAUGACAUUGGAUCAGUCUUGCCUCUUUUAAGCACAGGCCUUUACUGUAAUCUGCUUCCAAACAAUCCCAAUAAAAUCAUUGAUUUUAAGAGUCAAAAAGUUGCUCAGAGCCUUCUUCAGGGACUCUUAACUUUUUCUGCCACAUGGAUCCUUUGAAACUCUGAUAAAAGCAAAGCUAUAGACUUCCUCCCUGGAAAUAUACACAUGCACCAAGAUUUUGGGAUAAACACAGCACUGAAAACCAUGCAGGGACCCACUUAGGAACCCAAAGAUCUCAAAUUAAGAUCCACUGAGAUAACACAAUCCUUUUCCUCCAGAUGAAAACAAUAGACCCAGGGAGAGAAAACAACCUGUUUAGGGGCUGAAGACAGAACCCAGCCUUCUGAUACUGUUUACUCCACUGUCUCUUUAGAUAUCAUUAGGUUCCCUUGGCCCCAAAAACUCCCAUCUGUGGAUCCCCUGAGUUUAGAAGAACUUCCAUAGUACCUUGUAGACUACCUUUUAUAAUUGGAGUCACACCAGAAGCUGGUCAAAGUUUACCUUUUACUUAUUGGAGAACAACAGGUACAAAGGAGAGUUCCUUAUAUUAAAUUGGGACAUUUUUCUCUUUUUUUCCUCAAAACCGCUAAUGGAAUUGAAAAUUAAAAUCCAGCAAUAAAGGGUUUUCUUUUUAGUUUAAUGAAAUCAACUCUAAAAUUUGCUUUUAUUUAUACUCUGAAAUUUAAACUUUGUUCUUCGUUGAUCUUUAUAAAAUCGGAAAGAUUGAACUUACACUUUGCUCUGUGAAUCUUUCAAUGGUUUGUGACCAAACAAUAAAUUUCAACCCGACCCAGGAAAUUUCUGCGACUUGUGCCCACUCAGUUUUGCAGUUUGGAACAGAAUUCUUGCUCCCAAUCCAAAUAGAGACUGAGAGAAAUGAAAGAGGACCCAGAAAGCCUUUUCUUCUCUGUGAAAGGCCUGAUCCUAAGUGGAGCAAUCAAUAAAGAAAAGGGUUCAAGCUGCAGCCUACAAAUUUCUUAGAGUUUAAUGUGUUCAGGAUGAGGUGGAGAAAUUACAUAAACCUGUGAAUAGACAUGGAAUAGAAGCCAUGUGUAUACGCAUUCUGUCCCUAAAGGUUUUGCAAGGUACUUACUAAGCUAUUCCUUCUGUGCAAUCAUCUUUUGUUUUUCUACUUGCAUGGAUGAAAGCCUACCUUCACUGAACACUUCACCUUAUGUGCCAGCUAUUGUUCUAAACCCAUUACAUUAUUUAAUCUUCACGACAAUUCUUUAAGGUAGUCUUAUUACUAUGCCCAUUUUAGAGAUGAGCAAACAAGUUUUCAGGGGUUAAGAAAUUUGAGCAAGUUCACAUUAACUUGUAAAUCACGAAAUUGAGCAUCAGAUACAAGCAUCUGGCUGCACUUCCUGAGUUUGUACGUCCUACUCUCAUAAAACAAAUAGAGAUACAUUGAAGACAGAAAGAAUACUGUUGGCCGAUUCCUCAGGCAAUAAUUUUUUCGAUAUUGUAUUGUCACAGAAACCUCCAGCCUCUCUCAUUGAUGGACGGCAGGAGAGGCACAUGGAGUGGACCAGUUUAUAGCAGUAACGAGGCUGACGGGAAGACAGGGCAGGAGUGGGGUGGGGGCGUGCUUUUCGAAGCGUGUCGGGGGAACGAGAAGGCGCGGGUCGUAGGGGUCUCCCCUCUCUGCAGUCCCAGCAUGGCUCCUGGACCUCUCUGGGCGGCUGUUGACCCCGACAUCGCGGCGGCCCGCCCCCAGCGCCGCGCUGCCCAAUCAGCGGCGCGGCCUGGUGCCCCGCCACUCCGCGCCGGCCAUAUAGGCCUUCUCCUGGCGCGCCUCCGCACCGCAUUGGUGGACCGGCUCCCGGCCCGUCCAUGGGCGUUGUGGCCGCCACCGCAGGUUCCGCCUCCCGUUCCCUCCGCCCUCAACGUACGUCGCACCGCCUCUCUGUAGCCGCCCGCGGAGCAUCGCAGCCGGCUCGGGCCCCCGCCAGCCUCCCUCCUCGCGUCCCUCGGUGUCCUCCGCGGGCCGGCGCGAUGCGGCUGGGCCCGAGGACCGCGGCUUUGGGGCUGCUGCUGCUGUGCGCCGCGGCGGCCGGCGCCGGCAAGGCCGAGGAGCUGCACUACCCGCUGGGCGAGCGCCGCAGCGACUACGACCGCGAGGCGCUGCUGGGCGUCCAGGAAGAUGUGGAUGAAUAUGUUAAACUCGGCCACGAAGAGCAGCAAAAAAGACUGCAGGCGAUCAUAAAGAAAAUAGACUUGGACUCAGAUGGCUUUCUCACUGAAAGUGAACUCAGUUCGUGGAUUCAGAUGUCUUUUAAGCAUUAUGCUAUGCAAGAAGCAAAACAACAGUUUGUUGAAUAUGAUAAAAACAGUGAUGAUACUGUGACAUGGGAUGAAUAUAACAUUCAGAUGUAUGAUCGUGUGAUUGACUUUGAUGAGAACACUGCUCUGGAUGAUGCAGAAGAGGAGUCCUUUAGGAAGCUUCACUUAAAGGACAAGAAGCGAUUUGAAAAAGCUAACCAGGAUUCAGGUCCCGGUUUGAGUCUUGAAGAAUUUAUUGCUUUUGAGCAUCCUGAAGAAGUUGAUUAUAUGACGGAAUUUGUCAUUCAAGAAGCUUUAGAAGAACAUGACAAAAAUGGUGAUGGAUUUGUUAGUUUGGAAGAAUUUCUUGGUGAUUACAGGUGGGAUCCAACUGCAAAUGAAGAUCCAGAAUGGAUACUUGUUGAGAAAGACAGAUUCGUGAAUGAUUAUGACAAAGAUAAUGAUGGCAGGCUUGAUCCCCAAGAGCUGUUACCUUGGGUAGUACCUAAUAAUCAGGGCAUUGCACAAGAGGAGGCGCUUCAUCUAAUUGAUGAAAUGGAUUUGAAUGGUGACAAAAAGCUCUCUGAAGAAGAGAUUCUGGAAAACCCGGACUUGUUUCUCACCAGUGAAGCCACAGAUUAUGGCAGACAGCUCCAUGAUGACUAUUUCUAUCAUGAUGAGCUUUAAUCUCCAAGCCUGUCUCAGUAGAGUACUGGCUCCUUUUAUAAUUUGUUACCAGCUUUACUUUUGUGAUAAAAUAUUGAUGUUGUAUUUUACACUCUUAAGUCUUAACCACAGUCAGAAUUAUCUUAAUGUAGAUUAUAAUUUUGGUCUUUUAGGAAAAAAAACAAAAAUCUGAUAUUUAUUUCAAAACGUAUUGAAGCAACAAAACAUUAAUAUUGUGCCAUAUGACAACAAAGUCUUUCCUAAAUACUCCAUCUGUUUAGUACUGUAUUGUGGAAUAUUUGAGUUCUAUUUCCAUACUUGAAAACAUGGAGGAUUUUAGAGAUGCCUGAACAAUAUUAUUUAAGUAGUAUGUGACUGAGCUAUAAAUUUUUAUUUUUGUUCUAAGUAGAUUUAAUUUGGGAACUGACAGGACAAUGUUUUUAGGUUUAGCAUUUUGUUUAAAAACCUUUAAAGAAACCUUUAGAAGAACUUAGACCUCACAUAUUAAUGUUGAGAAGUUCUGCUUAAUUUUAAAAUGGUUUCUAUAAAGGGUUUUAUUGUAUGAAAUAGAACUUUAUAUUUUUGCAUAUGUAUAGAUAGUAAUUAUAUUUAAUGUAUAACUAUAGCAUUAUGGUGAGUGGAAUUUGACAUUGUCCAAACCUUUUUCAUUUUUGAGUGAUUAAAAAUGAAAUGUCCUAUCUUUUUA
Molecule: messenger RNA, 4046 nt
Organism: Pongo pygmaeus (Bornean orangutan)
Lineage: Eukaryota; Metazoa; Chordata; Mammalia; Primates; Hominidae
Gene: RCN2
Product: reticulocalbin 2
Exons: 7
Coding region: 2246-3361 (371 amino acids)
Cellular component (GO): endoplasmic reticulum
Molecular function (GO): calcium ion binding
Source: RefSeq, a predicted model, not a curated record